AUGGGUCUCUUCAAGCGCAAGGACUCGAAGAAUUCCAUCCAGAGUGAUCGGGAUGAGCAAGAUUCCUUCGCUACAGUGAACAGUGCCCGGACCUCGAAUGCGUCAUUGAGGUCGCCGGGUUAUAAAGGCAGCGGUCUCCCAGCGUCGAUCCCCGAGCUCCCGAUUGCCAAACCGCCUGACCCGGCAUUGGAUCCAGGAGCCUAUCUUCGAAGCAUCCAUGCUGUGCGCGAGCGGUGCCGCUUUGUCGCCGAGAAGGCGAAGAGAAAUCGACUGAACCAUUUCGACGUGGAUAUGAGCAAAUUCACCGCGACAGCAUCAUACAUCGUAUCCAUUAUCAAAAGAGACUACGCCCCGGACUAUGCAUCCAUCCCACCCCACGGUCGCUGGCAGCACUUCGAUGUGGGCGGAAGACCCCGUAUCAAUCAACUGUUGCAAUCGUGGCCCAGUACCAUCGACGCGCAAGAACGGACCCGGCGACUGAUCGAUCUCUUCGUCAUCUCCGUCCUCCUGGAUGCCGGCGCCGGCACGAAAUGGUCGUACAAAUCGAAGGAGUCGGGCAAGAUCUACAGCCGAAGUGAGGGCUUGGCCGUCGCGACCCUGGAAAUGUUCAAGAGCGGCUUGUUCAGCAGCGAUCCGACAGAACCAUGCCAGGUCGACGGCGCGGGUCUCAAGAAGAUCACGGUGGAUGUGUUGGCGAAAGGCAUGCAACAUUCGGAACAUAACCAGCUGGCAGGCCUCGAAGGGCGAGCGGGGCUGCUGAUGCGGUUGUCCGAGGCCCUGAAUAAUCAAGAGUUCUUCGGGGUGGACGCUCGGCCAGGAAAUAUGCUCGACUACUUGCUUUCCCAUCCGUCAACCCUGGCUUCCUCCGUACCCAUUGUUCCCAUUACCACACUCUGGACCGUCCUCAUGGACGGUCUCGCCUCGAUCUGGCCGCCAUCCAGAACCCAGGUGGACGGGGUCUCAAUCGGAGAUGCCUGGGUCUGCUCGGACAUGCCCAGGUCCCCACCCGCGCAGCCGUGGGAAACCGUUGUUCCGUUCCACAAGCUUACCCAAUGGCUGUGCUAUUCCAUCAUGGUACCGAUGUCGAAGCUCAUGAACAUUCACGUCGCCGGCAGUGACCUCCUGACGGGACUUCCCGAAUACCGCAAUGGCGGUCUGCUCAUCGACAUGGGCCUGUUGACGCUCAAGGAGGCCGACCUGGAACGGGGCCUUGCGGCCUACAAACAGAACGCUCAGAUCAAGGGCCAACCGAAUGUGGAGGUAGUGCCGCUCUUUUCCACUGACGAUGAUGUGGUGGUCGAAUGGCGGGCCGUGACCGUGGGAUUCUUGGAUGACCUGCUGGACGAGGUGAACGGUCAGCUGGGACUGAGAGGCGAAGACCAACUGUCCCUCGCACAGAUGCUUGAAGCCGGCUCCUGGAAGGGUGGCCGUGAGAUCGCCGAGGUUUCGCGACCAAACACCAAAGAGCCUCCGAUCAUGAUCCGAUCCGAUGGCACUGUCUUCUAA
Molecule: messenger RNA, 1506 nt
Organism: Aspergillus clavatus NRRL 1
Lineage: Eukaryota; Fungi; Ascomycota; Eurotiomycetes; Eurotiales; Aspergillaceae
Product: URC4/urg3 family protein
Exons: 4
Coding region: 1-1506 (501 amino acids)
Source: RefSeq, a predicted model, not a curated record